AUGGCAGAAUCCUCCAGUGAUUCAGACCACUUCCGCUCUCGUGGCCGAUUGAGUAGAUGGGCUGCCAGGUCAACAUAUGGUGAAAAUGGAAAUCGUCCUGCAGUAGAUGUUACUGAGAAGGUCAACACCAUAACAAGUACUCUUCAGGAGACCAGUCGGAGCCUGCAACAAGUCGACCAGAUGCUUGGACAGUAUCGAGAAUAUAGUAAUGGACAGGCUGAUGCAAUAGAACAUUUGAAAGAAAGCUUGGAGCAAUCAAUAGGCCAACUGAGGAGUCAACGAUUAUUAAGAAACCCAGGAGCAAGAAGUAUUUCUGUUACAAGUCUGAGUGCAAGCGACCUCGAUGGUGGCACUGUGACAGAGAGCCAGCGUUUCCCACCUACCUCACCCCUCAAAGAUUAUGAGGACCAACAGGGUAUUAGACGAGCUAGAUCCAGAAUUGGUGUUCGAUUUGGUCGGGACCCCGACACAGGCCAGAUUCAUGCUUUUCAUCAGUCUCUUCGGGAUCUCAGCAGUGAACAAAUUCGCCUUGGAGAUGAUUUCAACCGGGAACUUGCCAGGAGAAGCAGGUCGGAUGCUGAAACAAAAAGAGCUUUAGAAGAAUUGACUGAAAAACUUAGUGAAACUCAAAAGCAAGAAGGGGUUUCAGACCGGGUGGAGCGUCGGCUUCAGGAGAUCGAGAGAGAGAUGCGCACGGAAAGGGAGCUGGUGGAGAAACGGCAGGAUCAGUUAGGCCUUAUUUCUAUGCAGCUACAGGAGGCAUUGAAGAAACAAGAAGUUCGAGCAGAGGAGCAUGAAGGAAUAAUGAAAAAUAAGCUAAGACAAACAGAAACAGAGAAGAGUCAACUUGAACAGGAAUUGGAGCUGUCGCGAAGGUUAUUGACUCAAUCAGAAGGCAGCAGAGAAACACUUUUGCGACAAGUAGAAGAACUUCGUAUGCAACUUAUGAAAGCAGAAGGAGACCAAAAAGGGUUACACCAUCAACUACCUCAAGUUUCCAAGCAACAGUCAGAACAUCAGGAUGAACAUGGAGAUGACUGGAAGUUUAGGAGAGGUGUCGAGUGGGGAAAAGAAAAUCUGGAGAAGCAGAUGUCAGAUUUGAGAAUGCAGCUGAACUUCAACGCAAUGGCAUCCGAGUUAGAGGAAAUGAAGCAGUGCCUGGAGAGAAAAGACAGGGAGAAAGCACAUUUGGCAGCACAAAUAGAGAGUUUAACACAUGAAUUGGAGAGCAAGGAAAAGCAGCAAUUACAAAUGUUGGAUAAACUUAAGGAGAUACAGAAACACUUUGAGACAUGUGAGGCCAAGCAUCAGCAUUCUGACCACCAGAUCUUGGAGCUAACUCACCAUGCGGAGGAAGCAACCAAGCAGGCUGAACAGUACCUCCUAGAAUUCCAGCAGUCAGAGGCCCUGCGACAGGAGGCAGAGAAGAAGAGAGAAGAGCUGAAACUAAAAGCCCAAGAGAUCAUUCGACAAUGGAAGCUUAAGCAUAAGAAGUUAGAGCGAGAAUUGGAGAAACAGUCUGAAACUGUUGACCAACUUUCAGACAAGAAGAAUCAGGUUUUAAAAGAAAAGGAUGAAUUGAGAAAUCAGCUUUAUACAGCAUUGCAACAGAUGGAAAACCUUCGGAAGGAAUUGAAUGAAGCCUUAACCAAACGUGCUCAUCAAGAGGAGGAACUUCAUUCGAAAGAAGAUAAACUAAGUCAUAUUAUGACUUGUCAAGCUGAUCUUGAACUAGAAGUCAAGGAAUCCAGGGACACCAUUCAUAGGCUAGAGACUGAACUGAAAAGGCAUAAUAAGACGCAAAGUCAGAUGAAAGAUGAGAAGGCUCACCUGGAGGAGGAAAUUGCAGAGCUAAAGAAAAGCCAGGCCAAGGACAGAGCUCAAUUGCUUGAGAUGCAGGAAUCUGUCAAGGACUUGAGUGCUAUCCGAGCUGAUCUUGCUAGUAAAUUGGCCGAGGAACAGAGAGCCAAGAAAGAAGUACUUAAGAACCUCUCAGAUCUCAAGGCACAGACAAAAUCCACAGAUGAAGAAACAGCCACAAUUAUUACGCAGCUAAAGCUAGAGCGAGAUGUUCACCAGAGGGAGCUGGAAGAUCUCACAUCAUCCUUGCAGAGUGUGAAAAUAAAACAUGAGCAAAAUAUCCAGGAACUGAUGAAGCACUUCAAGAAAGAAAAGAGUGAGGCCGAUAAUCAUAUUAGGACACUGAAGGAAGAAAGCUUAGAAGAUAAGAAUAUGGCAAAAGUUCGUCUUUGUCAGCUAGAGAAGUUGAAGUCACAGUGUGAUAGGCUGACAGAGGAAUUAACUCAGACUGAAAAUGAGAACAGGAAACUGAAGCUGAAGUAUCAGUGUUUGAAGGACAAACUAGAAGAAAAGGAAAAACAUCUAAGCAAUGAAGAACACAACUUAAAGAGAAUGGAAGAAGCCCGAUUGCAGCUUAAAGAUCAACUUCUUUGCCUGGAGACCGAACAGGAGUCCAUUCUUAGUGUGAUAGGAAAAGAAAUUGAUGCAGUAUGUAAAGCCUUCUCCAGGGACUCACUGGAGAAAUUGAAAGUGUUUUCAUCUAGUCCUGAGAUUAAUUAUGAUCCACAUCGUUGGUUAGCAGAAAGCAAGACUAAACUUCAAUGGCUCUGUGAGGAACUAAAAGAGAGAGAAAACAGAGAGAAAACCUUGCGGCAGCAGCUGAUGAUGUGCAGACAACAGCUCAGAAGUAUGACUGAAAACAAGGAAUCUGAACUCCACUGUCUCUUUGAACAGAUUGAAAGGCAGGAGCAACUUCUGGAAGAAAUACAUCGGGAAAAGAGAGAUCUGCUGGAGGAGUCCCACAGAAAAGAUGAAGAAAUGGAAUCUCUGCAGGAUCGUGUAAAUGCCUUAGAAAUGAGUACAAGAGUAGCCCUGAACCAUCUGGAAUCUGUGCCCGAGAAACUCAGCCUACUAGAUGAUUUCAAAGACUUCAGAGGUUCCAGCAGCUUUUCUGAGAGACAUGAUGGGAGAUACACUAAGCACCGAGUUCACAGACAGUUAUUUCAGCAGCACCAAGAUGACUCCAAGUACAGAUGCAAAAAUUUCAAAGUUGACAGAAGCUUUCCUGAAGGUUCCCAUGCUCCUGGGUUCGAUCACUCAUCUACUUGGCAAGAUCAGAGUCACUUUCUGUCUAGUCCACAGUUUUCACUCUUGAAUUCAUUUACUCAAAGAACUGUUUAUCCUGAUUCAUCCUCACUCAAGGAAGAUGCUAUAAAUUUACCAAUGGAUGGAGCAAGUUCACAGUCCAAAAAAGAAGACAGUCAGAAUGAAAGAAGAAAAUUGUGAUUUGUGGCCUUACCUGAUUAUUUUGCAAAUAUGAACAGAUCUACCUUGCUAUGAUUUCAUCCUAAUUCUGCGUAUCUGCAGCUUUUAAUCAUAAGCAGCUACAAGCAAACUCACAAA
Molecule: messenger RNA, 3423 nt
Organism: Suncus etruscus (white-toothed pygmy shrew)
Lineage: Eukaryota; Metazoa; Chordata; Mammalia; Eulipotyphla; Soricidae
Gene: CEP128
Product: centrosomal protein 128
Exons: 23
Coding region: 1-3306 (1101 amino acids)
Source: RefSeq, a predicted model, not a curated record